ACUGCCCACUCAGUCGACGAUAUAUCGCCGCGCUGGACGCACUGAAGUAGCUACGAGGUACGAGCUCCGCUUCGUCGACCUUUCUACGUGGGUUAGCUUAAAACAAAAGUCGCCUGCGCAGCCGGCGCGCCUGGAAAGUGUGUGUGUGUGAAAAUGUUGUGAAAUGUCCGAGUUCUGAAUCAGUUCAAAGGCAGUGUGGAAAGUGCAUUAGUUGCUUAGAAAUCCCAAGGCUAAAAAGUGUUAAAAGUUAACUCCCAGAAAUGCACACACGCAUACCAAUGCAACCGAAAAGUUGAGCGACGAUCAUUCAUUACUGCUUCUUCUUCUCUUUGCGACGUGUUUCGCUUACCUGUCAAAACGCGCGUGUAUUAGUGGGCUCCAUCGCUCCCUCUCACUCGCUCUCCCUCGAUUUGCACAUGCAAAAAGGCAGCGGCAGCAGCAACAACAACAAGAACCACAAGAACUUCGCCUGAGAGCUUUCAAGUCGAAGUUCUUGGCGUCGCCGUUGGCGGCGGCAGCGCAUUCGGCGGAGGCAGCGCAGCGGCAGAGAACCACUCGUACAGGUUUCAGAUAGGGAGAAGAACACGCCCAUAACGAAUCCUUGAGUCAUGGAUUGUAGCAGAAGAAAAAUAAAAGUUGGCCUAAGUGAAAUGGAUUUAUAAAACUAGUUAGAACUCGUUGGAUCUCAAUUGGACUGUUAUCGUAAUGCUGUACAGUAAAACAUGGCAAAGUCGACACUUUAUGCUGCUGGGGUGACCUGUCUGGGCUUUGUUUGCUUCGCCUUGGCAUCCGUGGCCAUUGGCAUACCCAUCUGGGGUUACUACGAUAGUCCCUCGGGCGGCUAUGACUACGAUCGAGGUUAUUUCGGACCGUUUAAGGUCUGCAAGCAAUUGACGUACAACCGCGAGAAAUGCGGCAACGAUGUAUCAAAGUUUAGGUUAAGCAAUGCAGUUUUCGUCAGUGGACUUUUGGCCAUUGGCAGCUCAGCCGUGCUGGGCAUCUUCUGCAUUCUGUCGGUCAUUCAACACGCGAUGAUCUCAUCCAGGGAGAAGGUGGUAAUGCCCUACACAACUCUAGUGAUAGUGAAGUUAAUGUUGGCGUUGCUGGGAGGUGUACUGGCCAUCAUAGCGACGGUUUUGUUUGCUCUGCAAAUCGAUGAGCAGGAGCGCUUUGGCUUCAAGAUAUCGCGGGGCGUUUCCUUCUAUAUACAGAUCGUGGCGAUCGUUUUAACCAUCGCCCUGUUUGUGGCCGCCCUCUACGAUGUGAUCUACUCACGCAGUCCCGGCGGAGAUCCCACGAUGGCGCUGGAUGCCUCUUCUCCUGGCAGUGCCACCACGUUCAACAAUCCGGGCUUCAAGGAGCCGCGCAGUCGCAACGGCGUCUCGGUGACGGACGCCUCCGGAAAGCCGUACAGUGGCAUCCGGAAUGGAGCGGGAACGGCGGGCAGUGUGGCCUCCAUGAGCACCACGGUGACCAGCGUCUCCAAUGGGUCCACCCUCGACUCGGUGACCCGAUCGCCACUGCGGUCGAGCCUGAAAAAACCAAGACCUCGGCCGGAUCCAACGCUGGGCAUUCAGAAUCCCGGCUAUUCCGGGUCCGGCAGUUCGCCUCCGAUGCGCCGAAAUGGAAGUGUCAAGAAAGUCCGAAUUCAGACGCACAGCACCGAGGUGUAAGAUGGUUUCAAUCACUUAGACUAAAGUUCUUCAACAAACAAGCAAACGAAAAAAGAAAACAAAAAUAUACAAAGACUGUGUACAGUAGCAAAAAAGACACAAAGAAGAGUGGAGAUGAGAAACUUUUGUAGGUGUCUCUCGUUUAUUAAUUAAUAACUCCCAACCGCAAAUUGAAAAUUCAUUUUCAUUUGUCUUCCAAGAAGGAUGCAUAUUAUUCGUUUGGCCUAGGCCACAAUUUCUGUAAGCAACGGUUUCCGUCCACGGGCAAGGCAAGAGUAUUUAAUUCGAAUGGAAUUCCCCAGAAGUAUUUGAUUUUCUAUAUACCUCCCCAAGUGCCCUUCAGACCACGCCCAGUCUCCCGCACUUCGAAAGGAAUUGUGCACGAUAACACUGGAGUACCAACCAACAUAUAAUUAAUUUGCAAUAUUCUUAUUUAACAGAAACAAAGUAAACUUAAGCAUUAUAAAGCAGCAUUUGUAAAAUACAUAAAAAUCAAAGCGACACAAAUUGUUAUUUAUAAUUAAGCUUAAGUCAAGGCGAAACGAGCGAGUUUCAAAUAGAAUCGAUAUCUGUAUGUUAUUGUUAGAGGUACUUUAUAUUAAAAGCGUUAUUUAACGGAAAUUAAUAAUUGUUGCGCUAAGAUUUCACUAUUAAAGACACUUAGAUUAAUGGCUAAGCUUGUUUGUUUAGUUUUUGUAAUUUAAUUGAAAAAUGUGUUUCAUGUUUUUCGCUGUAAGCUAAGGAAAUACUAAAUAAAAGCAAAAAAUAAA
Messenger RNA from Drosophila biarmipes, 2443 nucleotides. RefSeq lists its product as uncharacterized. The record is from RefSeq and is a predicted model, not a curated record. Bases 723 to 1673 code for a protein of 316 amino acids. Lineage: Eukaryota; Metazoa; Arthropoda; Insecta; Diptera; Drosophilidae. The transcript is spliced from 7 exons.